GUAGGAUUAAAUUGUAGACACUACUCCACCUGAGCAGUUACAAGAAAUCAGAAGCCUCUAACUGGUGACAAUCCACACAGCCUUUAAGAACCAACAGACAGCCACAAUGAAGCUUCUAGCCUCUCCCUUCCUUCUGUUGCUUCCAGUGAUGCUCAUGUCCAUGGUCUUCAGCAGCCCGAACCCAGGGGUCGCCAGAAGCCACGGGGACCAACACCUGGCUCCUAGGAGGUGGCUCUUGGAAGGUGGCCAAGAAUGUGAAUGCAAAGAUUGGUUCCUGCAAGCCCCAAAGAGAAAAGCCACAGCAGUGCUGGGGCCACCAAGGAAGCAGUGUCCCUGUGAUCACGUCAAGGGCAGGGAGAAAAAAAACAGACACCAAAAGCACCACAGGAAGUCGCAAAGACCCUCCAGAGCCUGCCAGCAAUUUCUCAAACGAUGUCACCUGGCAAGCUUUGCGCUGCCCUUAUAGUACUGAGACUCUGCUCCUCUAGUUAGACUCUCUCAGUGGAAAGGAGGUGACCAGCCCUAGCACGGUUCUUAUUCUCCCCACCCCCAUCCUCACCAAGAGCACCCCAGUGCUCUCUGAAGGCACUGCCUCACAGUGUAUCUAUGACUGUGCCCCUAGUGCCGGCUGCACUUGCCACUCUUGUCUUAUGCCUUCUGUUUACCCUACAAGAAUGCAGGACACCUCGGCCUCCUGUUGGCCUCACAUUGCAAUCAGAAAACUUGCAAUGAAAAUAAUUAAAUACAUAGUGCAUACGUG
Molecule: messenger RNA, 760 nt
Organism: Mus musculus (house mouse)
Lineage: Eukaryota; Metazoa; Chordata; Mammalia; Rodentia; Muridae
Gene: Cxcl17
Product: C-X-C motif chemokine ligand 17
Exons: 4
Coding region: 107-466 (119 amino acids)
Biological process (GO): monocyte chemotaxis; positive chemotaxis; negative regulation of inflammatory response
Cellular component (GO): extracellular region
Molecular function (GO): chemokine activity; chemoattractant activity
Source: RefSeq, marked validated